AUGAGUAGCGAUGUUAAAGAAAACGACAUUACUAUCAAUGGGGAUAAUGAAGAAGAUGCCCAGCAUGAUUUAAAGAAAAUGGAAUUUGAAAAGAAGCAUAUGGAACUUAAAGAAAAAUUAAAAAAACUUAAGAGUUCGAAUAACAAUAGUGGUAUAAAUGAUGAUACUAAUAGUGCUGAUUCAGAGAAGAAUGAAAAGGACAAUUCAAAUAAAAACGAGAUAACUACUAAAUCAGUCACAAGUGAUAACAAAAAUAAAUUUAUCCAACUUCGAGAAAAGUUGAAAAAAUUAAAGGAAGAGUGUAAUCCCGAUGAGGGAUACGGAAAUCAGAUAAUAACAGAAAGAGGAGGAAGUGAAAAGAGUUAUCAAAGCAGAGAUAACACAAAAAGUAAUGAAAAAACUUUAUCCCAACCCACAGAUGAAUGUUACAAAGAAAAAGAACCUGUUAAGGUUGAAAAGGAUCGAGAGGCAAUGCGAGCUGAACUAAAGAAAAAAUUAGAAAAACUUAAGAGAGAAUAUGGAAUUUAUAAUAAUGAAAAUGGAACAAGUGUAAGAAUAGGAGAAGAACAAAAUGAGUUUCGAAACAAAAGCAUAAGCAAAGGAAAUACAUCCAGUAAUUACAGGAAAUAUUCAAAAAGAAGUAAUACAACGUCCAAUCGUUCUACAUCUCUGGAUAGAGGAAAACUCCAAAGUUAUGAUAAUAGGAGGAAUUUAAAUUAUUCUCCUGAUAGAAAUAAAAAUCGUUACAAGAAUCAGAAUGAUUAUUACGAUAGGGAGUUAAGUAACCAUAGUGGAUUUAGCUCAUUGGAUAGAGAAUAUAGGAGAGAUUAUUACGGGCGAGUGCCAAUCCGAUUGGAAAAUUUGCCAUAUGAGGAUAUAAGAAGAAGGGGUGUGCAUUAUAACCCCAGAAGGGGACAGAUAGGGCAUGGAGUUAGAAUAAGAUGUAGUAUUAGCAAUAGAGAUCGAUCCAGAUGUAUAAGUCGAUCGAGGAGCAGAAGCAGAUCAAGAAGUAACAGGGAAAGGGAAUAUUGGAGAGAUAAACAGAGAAGCAUGAACCCACGAGAAAAAUGGAACUAUGUGCGAGGUGAUGAUAAUUCUUAUUUCAGGAGAGAAGAAAAAAAAAACCGAUAUUUAUACAAUAAAUGGACAGGGGAAAGAAUUGAAAAAAAAUACUUCCGAGUUCCUUUGGGUUAUCACACAACGAAGGAAAAUUGGAACAGCUAUACUCAAUGGCUGCAAAAAAAAAAUGAUUAUAGAUUUGGUUUAGAGUUUGAUGAAAAUAAAAUUUUUAGGAGAUCCAAAUCGUUGUCUCCAAGCACGUGGAAGAAUUUCGUUUCCAAUUCAGAAGACAAUGAAGAGGCUCCCCCAGGUGAUGCUGAUCGUGGCAAAAAGGCAAUUGAAAAAAUUGAGAAAACUGAGAAAAGUGAGAAGUAUAAAAAAAACGAAAUAACGAAAAAGCUGCAAAAAGAAAAAAGUGAUGAAAAGGGUGGAGAUUAUGGUGAUUCACACUUCGACAGUUCCCAGUCAUCAUACUCAAGUGACAAAAAACGUGGAAAUAACCGUGCACCACAGAGAAGGAAGAAAACGAAAAGGUAUAGCAGCAGCAUAUCAAGCAUGCACAAAGGAGAAAGAGAAAGAGAAAGAAGUGUAAACAGGGGAAAAAAACGACAUAGAUCUUCAGGAAAAAAAAAAAAAAAAGCGGAAAAGGUAAGUAAGAGGAGAAAACGUGACAGGAGCACCGACAGUAGUGAUGAAAGCAGCGAUCGUGAUAAAAAGAAAUAUAAAAAAAGAAAACAUGGAGAAAAAAAACGAGAAAAAAAAUAUCGUGAAAAAGAACGUAGCGAAAAAAAAAAACGCAAAAAAAGUAAACAUGAUGAAAAGAAAAGAAAACAUAAGAAAAGCAAAUACAGUGAAAAGAAAAAAAAAAAAUCCAAAAAAUUGAAUAAAACGAGAAAGAAUUCUGAAUAUUCUGACAGUGGUGGUGAGGAAAGCAGCAACACCUCCUCUACAUCUCUUUCCUUCCUUUGCGAAGGAUAUGAUUCUUUGCAAGACAAGGAAACUAGAAAAAAAGGAACCAAGGUGCCGAAUGCAAAAUUAAAAAUUAGUAAAAGCACGAGGAGAGAAAAGAUGACUAGUGUGAUAGAUGAUGAUGACCCCGUUACAUUUGAGAGAGAAAAGAAAGACGAAGCUGUGGUAAAAGAUAUGGGAGAAGAAAAUGACCAAAUGGAGGAAGAAAUGGAGGAAUAUGAAAAAAAGAAAGGAAAGAAGAAGGAAACGGAAUUGGGAACGGAGUUCAAAUCGGAGAUGCAAAUAGUAAUGGACGAUGAGAAGGACUAUCAGAACGAGAGAAAAGACAAUCAGAAUGAGAGAAAAGACGAUCAGGAUGAGAAAAAGGACGACCAGGACGAGAGAAAAGAUGAUCAGGACGAGGAACAUUAUGAAGAUUCCUCUGGAGGAGAAAGUGAAGUAGGUCCAAAACCGCUGGAUGUAAAUGUGAAAUUGGCAAAGCAACAAAUUGAUUAUGGUGUUGCCAUGAUGCCAGGAGAAGGACAAGCAAUAGCUCAGUUCGUGCAGAAGGGGAAAAGAAUUCCAAGGAGAGGAGAAGUAGGACUGUCAGCUGAAGCAAUCGAAAAUUUUGAAAGUCUUGGUUAUGUUAUGAGUGGAUCGAGGCAUAAAAGAAUGAAUGCCAUUCGUAUGAGAAAAGAAAACCAGGUAUACAGCGCUGAAGAACAAAGGGCAUUAGCCAUGCUGAAUUAUGAGGAGAGAGCUAACUGGGAAAAUACAUUAAUAAAUGACCUGAAGGAGGUUUUGAGGAAGCAAAACGAGGCCAUACUAAAUGAGAGUAAGAACAGCUGA
Messenger RNA from Plasmodium gonderi, 2856 nucleotides. RefSeq names its product heat shock protein 86 family. Bases 1 to 2856 code for a protein of 951 amino acids. Gene Ontology annotation, molecular function: chromatin binding. The record is from RefSeq and is a predicted model, not a curated record. Gene Ontology annotation, cellular component: nucleus. Lineage: Eukaryota; Apicomplexa; Aconoidasida; Haemosporida; Plasmodiidae. Gene Ontology annotation, biological process: regulation of gene expression. The transcript has a single exon.